This is a messenger RNA of Rhodotorula toruloides NP11, 1350 nucleotides long. RefSeq lists its product as uncharacterized. The transcript has 2 exons. The coding region runs from base 1 to 1350 and encodes 449 amino acids. NCBI's taxonomy places the organism in Eukaryota, Fungi, Basidiomycota, Microbotryomycetes, Sporidiobolales, Sporidiobolaceae. The record is from RefSeq and is a predicted model, not a curated record.
AUGGUCGUCGAGGGCUUCAAGCUCGACAUCGACAAAACCGGUCGAGCGGUCAUCUCGACGCCGACGUCGAAGGGAGCAAGUCGCGUCGGCACUCGCUCAGCCACCUUCGCUUCUCCUUCGAAAUCCAGCUUCCUUCCUCCGACCAGAAACACUACGCCGACUCCUGGGCAUUCGGCACCGACAUACGUCCCGUCGCAUUACUCGCCCAGCAGUCAUGACGCAGGCGGAAAAGUCGGAAGGGAAGAGGACGAGGGAAGGGUCUUGCUGAAGCAGUUCACGUUCGCCUCGCCAUCGCCGAAGAAGAAGCGGGGUGCUCCUCUGCCUAUGCAGCAGACGACUCUGCGGAGGGAAAAAGCGGGAAGGGGAAGGGGUGAAGGCGAAGACGAGACGACUGCUGGAUCGAGGAGAGCGAGGUUCCAGCUCGACCCCUUCUUGCCGACGCGCGGACAGCAAGUCUACGAACUGCCCGUUCCGCCGCACCUCGUCUUUGCGGCUCCCCGCGGUCCGCCUUCCCUGCCUCGCCUCCCCAGCAUCGGCACUACGCUUUCGACUCUCAGCCUCGGUGAACAGAGCGGAGUUGUCGCGCCUGGUCCGCAAGUCACGCAUGUCGCGCCGCUCGCACUCGUCUCUCCACCUUCACCCUUCCCUGCUCUCGCAAGCGACCUUGUCCAGCUUCUCGAACGGCCAGACGAGCUUCCAGACGGCCUUAUCGACCUUCUCGAAGCGUGCGUCGCUGAAGGCAAGGCCGCUCUCGAGACUGGCGAACGUCAAGUCAGCGCCCUCGCCAGCAAGGCCGGCAUUAUGCCUCACACGGUCGUCGAGCCCGAUGAAACGCUCCAAGAUCCGCCAGGCCACAGCCGCUCAGUCUCCCUGUCUUCCGCAAUCUCGUCGACCUCCCUUCCCUCGCUCACCUCGGCACGCUCAUCCUCCUUCUCCGCUCCUUCGUCCCACUCGCCCUACUACCUCUCACGUAGCUCUCGCGGCAUUGUCGACCGUCUCCCAGCCUGCCCUCCAGUCCCACACCCCGACUACCCACGCUCUUUCGGCCGUCCUCUGCGCUUCAUCUUUGAGACUGGUCUCGAGUCGUACGAGAAGCAGCGCGAGGGGCGUAACUACCUUCCCGAGCUCACGCCGCCACCGAAGAAGAAGCGCAAGAAGGCGGGCAAGGCAAAGGGGAAACACGCUGACGCGAGCGGGGACGAAGAGGACGAGCAGGACGACGAGGACAGCGCUUACGUUCCUCGCGCCAAUGCGUCGAGACGAAGCUCUGAGCAUGCGGUACUGGGCGAAGACUUUGACGGCGAUGGCUACGAGUUGAGGAGGUCCACGCGGGUUCGCUCGACGCAGUAA